AUGAUUCCAUUUCGGAAGAGGAAGCACCGGCAGAUGGACCCAGAUAGCAGUGCUCGGCCGCUCAAGCAGAAAUCCACAAACGUGCGCAGCCCGCGCGACACGAAGGCGGGCGGCUGCGCGCCGGGUGCGCGCGCUGUGCGGACGCGCACAGAUGUUGUGUUCUCCAGCGAGAACGUGGCGAUCCGCCUGGUCGAGGACGUGUCCGAGGAGGACGCGCCGGCCGCAGCGCCGCUGCGGCGGCUAAACGAAAACACGGACGUCAGCGUGCUAUCGCUGCAGCUGGACGAGUUUGACCAGCCGCCCAACUCAACUUCCACGCCCCUGGGUAGCCCCGGCCGCAGCGCCUCGCUUGGCAUGCACUGCGCGCCGGACGUGGACGCGUAUCUGCGCUCACAGGGCCUGCUGUCGCCGGUGUGCGGCCGCGACUGGACGCCGGCCUGUGCCGAAUCACCGCUGCAGACGCCCGAGCGCGCAGACGAAAGCUGGUUCUCGCCUGUAGAAUCACCCGGACUGUCGCGUACGUUCCAGAGCAGCGGCGCUUUUGCCACUUACCAAGACUCCGAUAUGGGCUCACCGCGGGCCGCAAAGGACGCGGACUGUCACCAGCAUAGGACACGUCCCUACCAUAAAUAG
Eremothecium gossypii ATCC 10895 is the source of this 633-nucleotide messenger RNA. RefSeq names its product AFR407Cp. Lineage: Eukaryota; Fungi; Ascomycota; Saccharomycetes; Saccharomycetales; Saccharomycetaceae. Bases 1 to 633 code for a protein of 210 amino acids. The transcript has a single exon. The record is from RefSeq and is marked provisional.